CCGACCGCGUGCGCUGGCGGGGGGGGAGGGGCGGCUCCCGCGUCCGCGCGCUGUGGGGAGGGCGGCAGCCGCCGUUAACGGCUCCUGCGUCGCGCGCUUGCUUCGCCCUCGCUGCUUCCCCCCCUCUUCCCUCAGGCCAUGGCGAAGAGCCUGAGGAGCAAAUGGAAGAGGAAGAUGCGGGCGGAGAAGAGGAAGAAGAACGCGCCCAAAGAGCUGGAGAGGCUGAAGAAGAUCCUGGGAACCAACGCGGAUGUCGUCAUGGAGGAGGUCAAGGAGGUGGCGACCGUGCUGGCCCCCAAGAAAGUCCUCGAGCAGGGGGAUGACUGCAAGAUGGACAUAGAUAAUAAACGAAACAAAAAAACUCUCCUAGACAAGCAUGGACAGUACCCAAUAUGGAUGAAUUCCAGGCAGAGAAAGAAGCUAAAAGCACAGCGUAUUAAAGGGAAAAAAAAAUCAAAAUUGGCCAAAGGCCUAGUCUGGUGAAAUCGGAGUUUUGUAAGAUCAUGAAUAUUUUACUCACAAAAUAAAUAUUCCAAAUGAGUAUGUUAUAUUUUUGUCCUUGGCCCCUGAGUAUAAUUUAUCAUGUUGCAUGAACUUUUGAAGAUACUGUUAGACCAGCAAAUAAUGAAAGCAGUAUCAACUUGUUGUCUGCCGAACUUAAAAAUACAAAAAGCAAGCUGAGUGCCUUUGAAUAGACUGUGUGUCUGUGGUUAUCUGUUUUCUUGAGGGGGGAGGGUCUUCAUCUUUUAUAUUGUGAACACUGAAAACGCUAAGGGAAACCUAAAAAUAAUUAAACUAAAUGUUUUUUGUACUGUGGUCUUUGUCAGUGUAACUUGUCUUUUAGUAAAUUUAACCAAAGGAUUCUGUAAAUUCACCAUAUCCUUUAAAUUCUUCUGUAAAUUACUUUUUUGCACCAAUUUGUGUUGCUUUUAACAUCUGGUAAUUAACAAAAAUGGGCUUUUAAGAUGUAACUUAAAAGAGAUUUUACACUGAAAUCAACACCGAGGCUUCAUGAAACUUCUGUAAGUAAAAAGGCCAGGUGUCAGUCUGACUUCAGUUCUCAAAGAGAAAGUUACUGGAACAAAGAAGUAUUUCACUGCUGUCUAUAACUGAAAUAUUGUAGGAACUAAAUAACUGAAAGCAAAACUGAUUCUUUUAUUAUUAAUACGAGAGAAUGCAAAUGCACAGAUUGGAAGUAAAAUGGUUUUAUUUAAGAUACUUUCCAAGUUUUAGUAAAGUAAAGGAGAAUUUACUUUUCCACAUGUUUUUUCAGUGGCCUUUUAUUCCUCUUAAAAUGGUACUCAUCUAUCAUGCUUUACAAUGUGGGCAUAGGAUAAAAUAUUGCACGAUUGUGUAACAGAUGCCAUUUAUAUGUGAUUAGCUACAGUUGGUUGCAUAUUACUCGGCAGUAACAUGUGAUGACAGAUGCAAGAACUAGUUGCCCUGAAAGCUUGUGCUUUUAAAAUGUCUCUCAUUUCAAGGAUGGAAAUAAUUACAGUAACGGUGCUGCAGUGUGUUGCCUGUUGAAGUACCUUUCCUUGAUACAGAGUAUAACCUUUGUCCAGUUUCAUGUAAGAUGGGAUCCAUGUUCUGUAAUUGCCCACAGAUUGUGAUAUGUGUCUGUUGUGAUAAUUUGGGCACAGGGAAUAGGAUUUAAUCUUUUAGAAGUGAUUAUAAUAGCUUAUACUGUGCUAAAAUCCACUGAGAACUCAACCUGAUAGAAUAUGUAUUUUUUCUAGAAAAAUACAGUGGGGUUUUAUUGUUAGGGGAAGAAUAUUCUGUUGCUCAGGUAAAGAACUACAAAGGUGUUGGAGGAAAUACCAAUGCAUCUUCUGUUAUCACAUACAUUGACAGUUAAAGAGACUUGGUGAGAUCUAUAGAUCAAAGUUUACCAAAUUCACGCCAUUAAUAACUUUUAAAAUAUUUGCAUUAAAUUGAUAAUAACCCUGCUAAAAACAGAUGCUUCUCUUAAUUCGUUUUUUUAUUAGAUAGGUCUAGAUUUCAGUAUCAAGUAUGUUAGCAUUUAGAUUAGUACUACUUUAAAAUUGAUUAAUAUGGAGGAAAGUGUUCUUUAAGAUUCAUAAUUAUGUUUAUCCAGAAAUGGAAUGGAAUGAACAGUCAGUAUGCAUUUCUUUACUAUUUUAAUGACAUAAGCUGUAUCUCGCUUAGUAUGUGCUUUGGGGAGUUGUGGAGAGAAGCUUCUCGGGCUCACGUGCUAACAGUUUGGGAUUUUUUUCUGUAGAGUAAGCACAGUGCUACUUACGACAUUUUUGUUUGUAAAUCAGAUCACUUUCAAGCAGCUGCUGGUGAGAAAGCAGACCACUUUUCCUGUGUGCAGAUAAUCAGACUGGCAGCGUACUCCCAUUUAAAUGUACGGCUUCAGAGUCAGUUUUAUUUUCGUUCUUCAGGUGAACGGCCAUACUUUAUGUCCCAUCUUAAUCAAGGCUGCCACUGCCAUGCUUACCUUACCCUCUCCUCCCUCUGGAGUUGUUCCAGUUCUGCCUCUGCUCCUUCCUCUGUAAGACAAAACGAUCAGCACAACUAAAUACUCUUUCUUAUUUCUGGUUUUAUGACCUAGCCCUGAGCUUUGUUGCACAAAUAUAUUAGUCUACUGCUUUUGUGACCAGAUUAAGGAGUUGACUCCCAAAUGAGAGACGGCAGAUGCUGCACUGAUCUCUUAUUUAGCAGUUGCUUCCUAGCAGCUGAAACAAUACUGACCAUGUGAGGUAUUUCCUUCAUGGUGUCCAGGAUAAAGUCAAACAGGUUCACUUAAAAUACAGAUAUUUUAAGACAUCCUGUUUGGUUUUUGGGAUGAAACAGAGGAUAAGAAAGGAAUAAACCCCGGUCUUCAGUGGAAGGUAACUUAGUUUAGUACCAGUGUACUGUGUACAACAUCGCAGCUCGCUUGAGUGAGACAGAGCGCUCUCUGGGCCAGGAAGGAUAUUGAGAGCCCGGCUGGGUGGGAUCUGUAAUCCAGGCUGAAGGCUCACUUGCAGACAGACAGCAGGAGCCUGGCUAAAUGUGCAGCACAGAUACAACCUCAGAGAUUGAGUUACAGAUGCAGCAGGGGAAUUCUAGCUUCUAGGGUUUGAGCAUAUACUAUAUGUGGAUAUUGUAAGGUUGUAUUUGGAAUUUACUUUAGAUCUGCUUUGAGCAGCUAUAUUUUUUGAAUGUGAAUACCAAAGUUUUAGUUGUCCCUGAAUAUUUGAUUUACAUUGAUGAAUCUGAAAAAUGCUCUGUUUGAUCAGUUGAUGAAAAAAAUAAUGUUUCUGUACAAUAGAAAAUGAAUUUAAACAUACUAGGUUUUGGCUGAGACACAUGUUUUAAAAGUUAUUAGGGGGAUUUUCAAAGUAGUAAGCUAUCUAAACAGCAUUUUGAUUAUAUCAUGAUUUGUUGAUCGUAAAAUGUUUAGGUUGCGAUUGAGUUAAACUGAUGGAAGUCUAAAAGUGUAUAAUGGAAACGACAUUGUCAGAGUUUUUUGGUUUUUUAAUUGCAUAACUGUGCUUUUAUGAAACUGCUUAGUUAAAACUUCUGACCACUGUAACUGCCAUCUACCUGCGAAGUGCUGUGGUAGCUGUAUUUCAUGGAUCUACAAAAGGUGGGGGAAUUGAUGUAGGCAGUUUUGAACUACAAGUGUAAAUGCCAGAAUGAAAGAAUUAAAAACCUCUUAUUGAAA
Tyto alba (common barn owl) is the source of this 3676-nucleotide messenger RNA. It is a transcript of the gene LLPH, whose product is annotated as LLP homolog, long-term synaptic facilitation factor. The record is from RefSeq and is a predicted model, not a curated record. NCBI's taxonomy places the organism in Eukaryota, Metazoa, Chordata, Aves, Strigiformes, Tytonidae. Gene Ontology annotation, biological process: dendrite extension. The transcript is spliced from 2 exons. Gene Ontology annotation, cellular component: nucleolus. Bases 139 to 483 code for a protein of 114 amino acids. Gene Ontology annotation, molecular function: RNA binding.